Messenger RNA from Sungouiella intermedia, 831 nucleotides. Lineage: Eukaryota; Fungi; Ascomycota; Pichiomycetes; Serinales; Metschnikowiaceae. The record is from the annotation of a GenBank genome assembly.
AUGCUCAUUCACAAGAAGGAUAAACCCCACGUUUGCCCACACUGUGGAAAAGGAUUCAAUACCGGCCAACAGAUAUCUAGACAUUUGGUUGCACAUCGGAACCAUUCGAUUAGAACUUAUGAAGAUGGCGGUGGUCGAAAAGUGACAGGGACGAAGACUCAGGCAGUGGAGUUUGAAGAGGUAGCCAAGUCUUCUAACGAUUCCUUAUUCAACUUAGCUUAUACUGUUUACCGAGACUUCUCCACGGAGAAAAGUAUUGGAGGUGAUAGUGGAGGUGACGGGGAUGUUGAUCACGGUUCAAAAUCCUCUUUGAUUUCAGUAGAUUCCUCCACAUAUAACUCCGGUCCUCUAUUAGGAACUCCCUCUUCAGGGACUUUUGAGAAUGCAGACCCUGCUGCUUCUAAAAUUAGUUUAUCUGAUUCUCAAAGCAUAGCCGAUUUAGUUUGGGAGAUUAAUAGCAAGUCUUCAGUUGCAACUUCGAACAUCAGCACACCGACUCCAGGAGCAAGUGAAACAACUAGAAUGAAUGAUAGCAACGAUAUUUCCGCCGACUUCGACCUUUUGUUACAGAACGGCCAAGUUUGGUGGUGCAAAGACGACGCCUGUCAUGGAAUCAUAGGCUAUGGGUCGAUAGGCGAAAUCAUCUCUCAUUAUUACACAACUCACCAUUACGUUCCCGAGGACCUACACAUAUUGUAUGAGGAUUUAGUCUCGCGUCCUCCAGAGAACGAUUUGGACCCAAAUGUUGAUCCCAUCUACUUCUACUUGCCAGGCACUGGUUGUCCAGUCAAUGUGCAUUUAAUGGAGGAUACAAACACCAGCAUAUGGUAA